GCUCGCGGCUGGGUUUUGAAAGUCAUCUUUCCUCAGGCUCGUGCUCUCUCCCCCACCGCCCAGCCCCACACGUCCCCUCGCCGUCCCCCAGCAGCAUGGCCGAGCAGGAGAGCCUGGAGUUCGGCAAGGCCGACUUUGUCCUCCUGGACCAGGUGACCAUGGAGCACUUCAUGGAGAACCUGAAGCUGAGGUUUGAGAUGGGGCGGAUUUACACCUACAUCGGGGAGGUGGUGGUCUCCAUGAACCCCUACAAGCAGACGCAGCUCUACGGGAAGGACGUGAUCGAGCAGUACCAGGGCCGAGAGCUGUACGAGCGGCCGCCGCACCUCUACGCCGUGGCCGACGCCGCUUACAAGGCCAUGAAACGCCGAGCCAAAGACACCUGCAUCGUCAUCUCAGGGGAGAGUGGUGCUGGGAAGACGGAAGCCAGUAAAUACAUCAUGCAGUACAUAGCGGCCAUCACUAACCCCAGCCAGAGGGAAGAGGUGGAGAGGGUGAAGAACGUGCUGCUCAAGUCCAACUGCGUCCUGGAGGCCUUCGGCAACGCCAAGACCAACCGCAACGACAACUCCAGCCGCUUCGGCAAAUACAUGGACAUCAACUUCGACUUCAAGGGGGACCCCACCGGCGGCCACAUCAACAACUACCUCCUGGAGAAGUCUCGCAUCCUCCACCAGCAGCCGGGCGAGAGGAACUUCCACUCCUUCUACCAGCUGCUUCUCGGGGCCUCGGACGCUCAGCUGGCCUCCCUCCAUCUCUGCAGAGACCCUGCAGCCUACCGCUUCACCAGCGAGGGCGCCAGCAACAACCUGCUGGCCUGUGAUCAGUCCAACUUCAAGGGUGUGGCAGACGCCAUGAAGGUGAUUGGCUUCAGCCCGGAGGAGAUCGACUCAGUCUACAAGAUCCUGGCUACUAUAUUACACCUGGGCAACGUGAGCUUCGUCGCCGAGGGAGAUGCCGCGGCGAUAGAGAACAGGGAGCUGGUCUCCCAGCUGGCGGAGCUGACCUCCACCGAGCCGGAGAGCCUGCUGAGAACCCUGCUGUACCGCGCAGUGGCCACGGGCGGCGGGGAGGUCAUCGAGAAGGGUCACAGCGCCAAGGAUGCCAACUAUGCCAGGGAUGCCUGCGCCAAGGCCAUCUACGAGCGGCUGUUCUGCUGGAUCGUGGGGCGCAUCAACACCGUCAUCGAGGUGAAGAACUACGACGCCCGGCUCCACGGCAAGAACACCGUCAUCGCCGUGCUGGACAUCUACGGCUUCGAGAUCUUCGACAGCAACAGCUUCGAGCAGUUUUGCAUCAAUUACUGUAACGAGAAGCUGCAGCAGCUGUUCAUCGAGCUGAUCCUGAGGCAGGAGCAGGAGGAGUAUCAGCGGGAAGGCAUUGAGUGGCAGCACAUCGAGUACUUCAACAACCAGAUCAUCGUGGACCUGGUGGAGCAGCCGCACAAGGGCAUCAUCUCCAUCCUGGACGAGGCCUGCCUGACGGGGGGCCAGGUCACGGACGCCAUGUUCCUGGAGUCCAUGAACACCAAGCUGGGCAAGCACCCGCACUACACCAGCCGCAAGCUCUGCGCCACCGACAAAUCCAUGGAGUUCGGCCGGGAUUUCCGCAUCAAGCACUACGCCGGGAACGUCACGUACUCGGUGGAGGGGUUUAUCGACAAGAACAAGGACACCCUCUUCCAAGAUUUCAAACGGUUGAUGUACAACAGCACAGACCCCGUCCUGAGGGACAUGUGGCCGGAGGGCGAGGUCAGCAUCACCGAGGUGACCAAGCGCCCCCUGACGGCCGCCACGCUCUUCAAGAACUCCAUGGUGGCGCUGGUGGAGAACCUGGCCUCCAAGGAGCCCUACUACGUGCGCUGCAUCAAGCCCAACGACCAGAAGUCACCGCUGCUCUUUGACGCCGAGCGCUGCCGCCACCAGGUGGAGUACCUGGGCCUGCUGGAGAACGUGCGGGUCCGCAGGGCCGGCUUCGCCUACCGGCAGCCCUACGAGCGCUUCCUGCUCAGGUAUAAGAUGACCUGCGAGUACACGUGGCCCAACCACCUCAUGCCCACGGACCAGGAGGCCACGCGGGCCCUCAUCGACCAGCACGGCUUCCAGGACGACGUGGCCUAUGGCCACACCAAGCUCUUCAUCCGCAUGCCCCAGACCCUCUUCUGCCUGGAGCAGGAGCGGGCCCAGCUCAUCCCCAUCAUCGUGCUCCUGCUGCAGAAGGCGUGGCGGGGGGCCCUGGCCCGGCGGCGCUGCCGGUACCUGCGUGCCAUCUACACCAUCAUGGGCCACUACAAGCGGCACAAGGUGAAGACGUACCUGCUGGAGCUGGUGCGCCGCUUCCAGGGCGUGCGCAGCAUGGCCGACUACGGCAAGAGCGUGGAGUGGCCCGACCCGCCGGCGGUGCUGGCGCAGUUCCAGGAGAACAGCAAGCUGCUCUUCCGCAGGUGGCGAGCCAGGCAGAUCGUGAAGAACAUCCCUCCCUCGGACAUGGGGCAGAUCCAGGCCAAGGUGGCGGCCAUGGAAGUGCUGCAGGGCUUGCGCAAAGACUGGGGUUGCCAGAGGAACUGGGGCCGGGAUUACCUGUCGUCGGUGGCUGAAAACCCGGUCAUGGCCGCCCACUUCGCCAGGAGGGUGCAGGCCCUGAGGGACAAAGUGCACUUCGGCUCGGUGCUGUUCUCCUGCCAUGUCCGCAAGAUCAACCGCUUUAACAAGCGCAGGGACCGGGCCAUUCUCGUCACGGACCAGCACCUCUACAAGCUGGAGCCCAGGAAGCAGUACAAGGUGAUGCGGACCCUGCCUCUGAGCAUGGUGACGGGGGUGAGCGUGACCAGCUGCCAGGACCAGCUGGUGGUGUUUCACACCCAGAACCAUGACGACCUGGUCAUCUGCUUCCAUAAGAUGCAGCCGGAAGAGGACAACCGAGUUGGGGAGCUGGUGGGGGUGCUGGUGGACCACUUCAAAACGACGAAGCGCGAGCUGCAGGUGCGCGUGUCGGACUGUAUCCAGCUGAGCCUGCGCGGGAGGAAGAGGCUGGUUGCCGUGGAGAUGCGCCACGAGCUGGCCUUCCCCGACUUCGGCAAGAGCCGGGACGGCUUUGUGCUUUACUGUCCCAGGAGAUGAGCCAGGGCCGCCCGGCGGGUCCCGGCUGGACAGCAGGGGGAGGGUCUGCUUGGCUGCGAACCCAGACCUGCCGUUCCCCGUGGGGAGGAGCUGGGACGCAGGACGCCGGGCCCUGCUCAGCAUCGGGCCCUCCCUUCCUUUGGUUUUUCGCUAGGGUUUUGUAACCUUGUAUUGAGUGAGUUCAUCACUGUGGCCGGAGCCAGCCGGAGCCUG
This is a messenger RNA of Mauremys reevesii (Reeves's turtle), 3332 nucleotides long. RefSeq names its product myosin IG (gene MYO1G). The record is from RefSeq and is a predicted model, not a curated record. Gene Ontology annotation, cellular component: microvillus; plasma membrane; cytoplasm. The transcript has 22 exons. Gene Ontology annotation, molecular function: microfilament motor activity; ATP binding; actin filament binding. Gene Ontology annotation, biological process: actin filament organization; vesicle transport along actin filament. Bases 96 to 3119 code for a protein of 1007 amino acids. NCBI's taxonomy places the organism in Eukaryota, Metazoa, Chordata, Testudines, Geoemydidae.